Molecule: messenger RNA, 1860 nt
Organism: Prunus armeniaca (apricot)
Lineage: Eukaryota; Viridiplantae; Streptophyta; Magnoliopsida; Rosales; Rosaceae
Source: the annotation of a GenBank genome assembly
AUGGAUGUGAUUCCUCUAACCAUGUCCUCCUCCUCCAAAUUCCUCCAAAUCCCCACAACCCUCACCUUAACUUUCAAACUUUGCUCAUCCCCGAACAAACCCACAAACCCAUCUCUCCUCCCCAACCCAUCAAACCCCACUCUCACUCUCAGACUCCACCUGACCCACAAACCCAAAAAUCCAAUUUUCCACACGCCCUUCAAAACCCAUCACCAUCUUCACCAUCCCCUGUUUUCCACACCUCCCAACGGCCCUGCACCUCCGCCAGACCACCAAUCCGAGCAAUUCAAAGCUGCCCAAGACGCUCUUUUGGAGUUUCUUCAAGAAUUUGGGGUUUCUGAGACAGAAGCCGCCUUUGUUUCGUCGAAUUCGCCGAGGUAUUUGCGGAUGUUGGUCGAUGGGGUUUUGGAGUUGGAUGAGCUUGGGCUGUGGAGAGAGCGGGAGAGAAAGGAGGGGAGAGAAUUGGUUGGGUUUAAAGAAAAGGUGAGGUAUUUAGCCAAGGAAAAAGGUGACGAUGGAAAAGUUGCGUUUUUGGAGAGUGUGGUUGGGUUGAGUCUGUCUUCGGCUAUGAAUCUUGCCAGGCAUUUAUCAGCAGAGACACUUCCGAGACUCGUUGAGAAGGUUAAGUAUGUGAAGGAAAUAUUCUUUUCUGGCAGUAAUGAUGUGGGGCUCAUUGGGAAAAAUGCUCGUCGUAUGAUGAUGCACUUAUCAAUUCCUAUUGAUGAAGACUUGCAACAAACCCUAUCAUUUUUUGAAAAGAUUGCAGCAAGGCGUGGAGGUCUGGACAUGUUGGGUUUUGGAGACGCUACUUUUCGUUGUUUAAUUGAAUCCUUUCCCCGCCUUCUUUUGUUGUCCUUGGAUCCUCAUGUGACACCUAUUGUGGAAUAUCUCGAAAAUAUUGGAGUCCCGAGAGAACGCAUGACAAACAUAGUUCUGUUAUAUCCACCCAUUAUUUUUUGCAACAUUAAAGUCAUUAAAACAAGAGUGCUUGCAUUUAGAGAGGUUGGUGUGGAGGAUAAAGAUGUUGGUAGAAUGUUGGUUAAAUAUCCAUGGAUUCUAUCUACCAGUAUUCAAGAGAACUUCAAGGAGAUUCUUUCUUUUUUCGAUUUGGAGAAGGUACCAAAAAUGAGUGUUGGUCUUGCAAUCAAAAGCUGGCCUCAUGUUUUGGGUUGCUCAACCAGCUUGCUAAAAUUGAUGGUUGACCAGAUUGGUGAAUUGGGUAUUAGAAACAAGAAGUUAGGUCAGGUUAUCUCUAGAAGCCCUCAGCUAUUGAUACAGAAACCUGUAGAAUUUCUUCAGGUGGUUUCAUUUGUGGAAGGUCUAGGAUUUGAUAAAGAAACUGUCGGCAUCAUACUGGGUCGCUGUCCUGAAAUAUUUGCUGCCAGCAUUGAGAGAACUCUCAGUAGGAAGCUUCAGUUUCUUGCUAGUAUUGGUGUCUCCAAAGUUCAUCUUCCACGGGUUAUCAAAAAGUAUCCAGAGCUUCUUGUUUCAGACACUGAUAGAAAUUUACUUCCUCGGAUGAAGUAUUUGAUGAAGAAAGGGCUGUCACGGAGGGAUAUUGCAUUCAUGGUCCGCAGAUUUUCACCGUUGCUCGGGUACAGCAUUGAAGAGGUUUUGAGACCGAAGCUUGAAUUCCUCGUAAACACCAUGGAGAAGCCGGUAACGGAUGUGGUGGAGUAUCCCAGGUACUUCAGUUAUUCAUUGGAAAAGAAGAUAAAACCGAGAUAUUGGGUGCUUAAGGCAAGGAAUAUGGAGUGUAGCUUAAAGGAUAUGUUGGGUAAAAAUGAUGAACAAUUUGCUGAAGAGUUUAUGGGUGUUGGAAGCAUGCUUGUUCCACUUCCUCCUCCCCCUAUACAAUAA